Messenger RNA from Populus euphratica (Euphrates poplar), 1993 nucleotides. Its product is annotated as putative amidase C869.01. The transcript is spliced from 5 exons. Bases 125 to 1708 code for a protein of 527 amino acids. Lineage: Eukaryota; Viridiplantae; Streptophyta; Magnoliopsida; Malpighiales; Salicaceae. The record is from RefSeq and is a predicted model, not a curated record.
AUGAGAGAUUGAUUGAAUUACAGGGAACCUCUAAGCUAUUUUAGUUUGAUACUUAAAUUGAACGGCUUUGCCUUCUCACAUUCCUCAUUGGGUCUCCUAAGACCAAAAUUUCUCAAGAAACCAGAUGGUGGUCAACCUCCCAUCUUCUUCCCUUCUCUUACCAUUGAUCUUCCUCUUCUUAAUAUUCAUCACAAUCAGCGGCCAACAUUUCACAAUCCCAGAAUCAACCAUAGAGGAAAUCCAACAAGCCUUCUCUGAAAACAGACUGACAUCAACACAACUCGUAGACUUCUACAUAACCCAAAUCAAAACCCUCAAUCCCCUGCUUCACAGCAUUAUAGAAGUGAAUCCAGAUGCACGUGAUCAAGCUAAAAACGCUGAUGAAGAAAGGAGAGAAAAUCAGGGCAGGAGAAGCUUAGGGGACUUACAUGGGAUCCCAGUGUUGUUAAAGGACACGAUUGGGACUAAAGAUAAGUUGAACACAUCAGCUGGAUCCUACGCUUUGGUGGGUUCAGUGGUGGCCAGAGAUGCAAGCGUUGUAGAGAAGUUGAGAAAGGCUGGUGCAGUUAUAAUGGGAAAAGCUAGUCUUAGUGAAUGGUACAAGUUUCGUUCUUUAAGUCAUGUACCUAAUGGUUGGUGUGCUAGAGCUGGACAAGGAGUGAAUCCUUACCUUGUAACAGGGGAUCCAUGUGGCUCAAGCAGUGGAUCAGCAAUUUCAGUAGCAGCAAACAUGGUGGCAGUAUCACUUGGAACUGAGACUCAUAGUUCCAUCAUAUGUCCCUCUGAUCAUAACUCUGUUGUAGGUCUCAAACCCACUGUUGGUCUCACUAGCCGUGCUGGUGUUAUUCCAGUUGCGCCUAGCCUAGACACCAUUGGGCCUGUAACCAGGACAGUGUCUGAUGCAGUUCGAGUACUAGAUGUAAUUGUGGGUUUUGAUCCAAGAGAUUAUGAGGCAACACAAAGAGCAGCCAAGUUCAUACCUGCUGGUGGUUACAAGCAAUUCCUCAAUCCAAACGGGCUCAAAGGAAAGAGAUUGGGCAUAGUUAGGAACCCAUUUUUGAAGUUGUUGAAUCAAUCUAUAUUUCCUAUCUUUGAGCAUCACGUGAACACAUUAAGGGAAAGAGGUGCCACUGUAGUGGACAAUCUUGAGAUAGCAAACAUAAAUACUAUUGUCAAUCCAUCGCGAAGCGGUGAACUGACACUAAUGAUGGCUGAGUUCAAACUCUCCUUAAAUGAUUACCUGAAAGAUCUAAUCACUUCUCCAGUCUGGUCGCUUGCUGAUAUUAUAGCCUUCAACAAAAAUAACCCCGAUCUAGAGAAGGAUAAAGAGUAUGGUCAGGAUACAUUCAUAGCAGCGGAGAAGACGAAUGGCAUUGGAGAGAAAGAAAGGAAAGCUAUAGAGUUGAUGGAAAAACUCUCACAAAAUGGUUUUGAGAAACUGAUGAUGGAAAAUAAUUUGGAUGCAAUGGUGACACCAGGUUCAGGUGCCACAUCCGUGCUGGCAAUUGGUGGAUACCCUGGGAUUACUGUCCCAGCUGGAUGUGAUAUCAAUGGGAUGCCAUUUGGGAUCUGUUUCGGUGGAUUAAAAGACACUGAACCAAAGCUAAUUGAGAUUGCUUAUGACUUUGAGCAAGCUACCAUGAUGAGAAAGCCUCCUCUUCUUGAAUCUUUUCAAAUGACUCCAGAAUUUCUAUCUGGAAGUUUUUAACAUACUAAUGAUGACUGGUUUGCAUACAAGGACUUUUCCCUUUGUGCUGGUAGAGAUACGGUACUGCAUUGAUUCAGAAAAUCAUCCAGGACACCUUAAAUCCAGAAAAAAGGCCCUUGUAUAUAUUAUUGUUAACUUGUAGUUGCUCGUACGAUAUUCUGGCUUUCAAGUUCAACAAAGCCUUGAUUGUUUGCAGUCUUUGAACUUGUCUUGAUUUCUUCUCUGAAAUGGAAACUAGCCAUUGUCUAAAUGUCAUUGGAAUAACGUAGUCCAAGGUUAUCCUGA